GACGACGACGUCGCUCCACCUGUCGCGGCAGGCCUGGCAGGUAACAACAAAAGAGCAUCGACGAGAAAGAGCGGAAGAAAGGUAGAUACGGCUCGUGUGCCUAAGAACAAACGAACAUCACCUGGUGAACAGUACGUGGCUGACUUGGCGGAUGACGGUCGCGCUUACUAUCGUAGUAAGCCAACGGAAUCGCGGCGGGCAGUGAAUUUUUGUUUGGCGCGAACAUUUGAAAGCUCGCGUAUAUUUUUUUUUCUUUUGUUGUUUCGUGAUUACUGAAAAAAAUGAACGAGAUUUUUAUACGAGGGUUUGUGGAAGGUGUUUGAUGACUUUUGAAGAUGAAGUUUGGAUUUUUGAGGUUUGAAUAGUGUGACAUUUUGGAUUUUCUCGUGCGAAAAGUUAUAUUUCGAUUUGUUAGUCAAGAUGUGUAGUAAAGAACAGAUUAGUGACUUGAUGGAUAAAAUACACUCGGGUCUGCCGAAGUGUACGAUCAAGCUUCCUGCCUGGAACGACAUAACCUCCGCGCUGCCUCGGCUCCAUAUUCCAGCCAUGCCGGCCGUGCACUCCAAGCGCGGCUGGUGCGGCUGUUUACAGGAUGACGAACCACCCGAAAUAACAUACUGUGUAGUAGAAAAUACUGGAACGUUAACACUUCAAGCCAUUACCCCCACUCAACCGAUGCCAUGCCAAGAAGAAUUAGAUGCCAAAUUUGCAGAAUUGGUGGAAGAAUUAGAUCUGUCAAGCGACAAAAAAGCUACUAUGUUAAGCCUGGAACCACACAAGAAAUGGCAGAUCUACUGUUCAAGGAAAGGUGGCGAAGACACUUUGGACGAAGCACAUAUGCCAGAACACUACAUUGAAAGACUGAAAACACUAGCCACGUUGCAAUAUCCUGAAAGUAAUAUAGAUGAUGAAGUGAGAAACCGAUCAAAACAAAUAGACGCUCUAAAAACAGCCCUAAGAACAUCUACGCACAGCUUUGUCAUAAAAUUUAUCGAAUUGGAUGGCUUGCAAGCUCUUCUGGACUGCCUGGAGCGAAUGGAUUAUUCCACAUCCCAAAGUUCCAUUCACACAGGCAUAAUUGGUUGUGUGAAGGCCUUGAUGAAUAAUUCUAUUGGAAGGGCACACGUCUUGGCACAUCCUACCAGUAUCAACAUCAUAGCCCAGUCCCUGAGCACAGAUAAUAUCAAGACCAAGAUAGCCGUCCUGGAAAUUUUGGGAGCAGUGUGUUUGGUUUCGGGCGGACACAAGAAAGUUCUGGAUGCCAUGCUACAUUAUCAGAAGUACGCUUUCGAGCGUACCCGCUUCCAGGGAAUUAUUAACGAUCUGGACCGGUCCACUGGGAUCUACAUGGACGAGGUUAAUUUGAAAACGGCCAUAAUGUCUUUUGUAAAUGCUGUAUUGAAUUACGGACUUGGACAAGAAAACCUCGAAUUUAGGUUACAUUUGCGAUAUGAGUUCCUAUUAUUGGGCAUUCAGCCGAUUAUCGACAAGUUGAGACGCCACGAAAACGAGACUUUGGACAGACAUUUGGAUUUUUUCGAAAUGGUACGAAACGAAGACGAAAAGGAAUUGGCGAAGAAGUUUCAACAAGAACAUGUCGAUACAAAAAGUGCCACCGCCAUGUUUGAUCUGAUCAGGCGGAAACUCAGUCAUACCGCCGCCUAUCCCCAUCUAUUAUCCUUGCUAGAACACUGUUUACUUCUUCCUUUAGAUUAUGGCUCGCAUCCUCAGCAUUGGUUGUUGUUCGACAGGAUAGUGCAACAGAUUAUUUUGCAACAAUCUGACGAGACAGGAAAAAAAGAUGCCGAUGUGUCUCCUAUUAACAUAAACGUAAAGGAAAUAGUCCAUUUGUUAGCCAAGGAGGAAGAACUGGUUGCGGCCAGAAAAAAGGCAGAAGAACUCGAAAAAGAGAAUUUGGAUAUGUCAAAUCGUUUAGCUAAAAAGGAACAGGAGUUGGAUCAAAGAACGCAGGAAAAAGAAGACAUUGAAUCAAGUUUAGUGAGGGUUAAAGAAAGGCUAGAAAAAGAAACGGCAGCUCAUAUAGAAACUCGACAAAAACUAAACGAAGUUGAAUAUAAAGCAGCGGAGUUAGACAGACAAGUCAAUUGUGAAAGAGGAGAACGAUUUAGAUUAGAACGAUUAGUUAACUCUGGCAGUAUACCUGACGACACCAAAGCUAUAGGACUUAAUAAGACUAUCAUCGAUAUUAAUGGAUCGGGUGAUUCUAAAAUGGAACUGUCUACGCCACCUCCACCACCUCCUUUAGCACCACCGCCACCUCCUCCUGGCCCUCCUGGACCUCCACCGCCUCCGUGUGCUCCAAUGGCACCUCCAGUUGAACCACUAAAGGUUGAAAUUAUCAAGAAAAAUAUACCACAACCGUCCAAUCCUCUGAAGUCCUUCAAUUGGUCAAAAAUACCCGAAACAAAAUUGAGCGGGACAAUUUGGAAUGAAUUGGACGAUACUAAAUUGUAUAAUGCUAUGGAAUUCGAUAGUAUCGAUAAGUUGUUUUGCGCUUACCAGAAGAAUGGAGUAGCCAAUGACGGGUCCGUAGAAGAUCUUCGAACUUUGGGUAAGAACAAAACCAAGGUUCUCUCCGUUAUCGAUAGCAGAAGGGCCCAAAACUGCACCAUUCUCUUAUCCAAACUAAAAAUGUCCGACGAGGACAUUACCAAAGCGAUCCUCAGCAUGGACAGUAAAGAAAAUUUACCCAUCGAUAUGGUCGAGCAACUUCUUAAGUUUACGCCCAGUCCAGAAGAAUGUGCUUUGCUUGAAGAGCACAGCGAUGAAAUCGAUUCACUCGCCAGAGCAGAUAGAUUUUUAUAUGAAAUAUCAAAAGUUCCUCAUUACGAGCAGCGUCUUCGUAGUUUACAUUACAAGAAACGUUUUCAAGUUACCCUCAACGAGAUUCUCCCAAGGAUAACCAGCGUUAUGGAAGCGUCCAGAGAAGUGUCGAGGUCGAGACGUCUAAGGAGAUUGUUAGAAAUCGUUUUGGCGCUAGGAAAUUACAUGAAUAAGGGCGCUAGAGGCAACGCUUCCGGAUUCAGGUUGGCCUCGUUGAAUAGGCUGGCCGAUACUAAGUCUAGUUUAUCCAAAGGAACUACGCUUUUACACUAUUUAGUACAAAUUUUGGAAAAGAAGUUUAAAGAUAUUUUACGACUGGACGAAGAUCUACCGCACGUUCGUGUCGCAGCCAAAGUUUCCUUAGGAGAAUUGAGCAAGGACAUGGCUCAACUUAGAGCCGGAUUAAAAGACGUAGCUAGAGAAAUAGAGUUCCACAGAAGCCAAAGUCCGUUAGCCAACGAUAAGUUUGUUCCUGUAAUGAGAGAAUUCCAAGCUACUGCCACCUGUCGUCUGGCUGAAAUCGAAGACCAAUAUCAAGAUAUGAAGACGAGAUUUGAACGCGCUGUGAGAUUAUUUGGAGAAGAACCAUCUAAUACUCAACCGGAUGAAUUUUUCGGUGUGUUUGACGCUUUUUUGAUAGCUUUUAUGGAAGCCCGGCAGGAUAACGAAAAUAUGAAGAGGAAGCAAGAAGAAGAUGAAAAACGUGCAAAGCAAGAAGAACAAUUGAAGAAACUGACUUUGGAAAGAAAACAUAGUCGAGAAGGCAUAUUAUCAGCUAUCAACAAAAACAUCAACCUGAAGAACGGAGAUAAUACGAAGGCUGGCGAAUUUGAUGAUCUCAUUUCGGCAUUAAGAACUGGUGACGUGUUCGGUGAGGAUGUUGCCAAAUUUAAGAGAAGUAGGAAAAGCAGGGUACACCCUGGCAGUUCGCCGCCCAGAAGGAACGGAGUUAGUAGAGAGGAUAGUCGUGAAAGAGUAGUUAUCAACGUGAGCACCGGUAGAAUACAAUAAAUCUUGACAGGCAAAGUUGUAAUAGUGAAAGUUUUUGCAUUUCUUUGUCAUUUAUAACUAUCGUGGUAUCUCAUGUCGAGAAUGGAAUCUCAGCGUUUGACUUAAUGUAUAUUCGUGAUAUACAAGUAAUUAUGUUGUGUAUAAGGACAAAAAAAGAUGUAACUACUUUCCGUCAUUGUGAGAAGGCCUAGAGAAAAAGAGAUUAGUCGAAACAUUUGAUGUAAAAUAGAUAUUAGCAUUUUUACUUUUGCUAAGUGAAUAACCAAAAUCAUAAACGUAUAAUAAUAUAUUAAAUUAACUACUGUACUUAAAGAAUAUAGUGCUUCAUAAAAAAACUGAGUAUCUUAAUUUGUGUUUAUGUAGAAAUUUAUUUAUAUAAAGUGUUUAUUAUUUGUCUAAGUUAAGAUUUUUAACGUAAAGAUAUUUCGUGUGAUUAUUAAUUUAGGUUUCACCUUUGUAAUAUAUUUUUGCAUAAUAUUAAUAUUUACGGACCAAACUGACUAGAUAUAUUUAUAUUUCACGAUUUAGUUCAAAUAUUUUAUUAGUACUAUAAUAACAUAACUAAUCGUUUAUGGCAAUAUGUAAUUCUAGACACCAAACACCAAUUUACGUCACCAAAGGUGAACUUUGAUACAGAAAAUUGUCUCCAAUAAUUUAGUAAUACAAUACAAUUAAGUAUUUUACAAUAAUUGGUAAAUGUAUAUGGUAGUGCAUUUUAUAAAUUUUUACAAACAGAAAGAUUUGUUAUACGCAAUGUUUUAUUUACUUUUUUAUUUUUUUAUUAAACAAUUUCAAUUUGAUGUCUAUAUUUGAAGUAAAAAUAGUAAACUUGUUAAUUUAUUUUAACA
Molecule: messenger RNA, 4703 nt
Organism: Sitophilus oryzae (rice weevil)
Lineage: Eukaryota; Metazoa; Arthropoda; Insecta; Coleoptera; Curculionidae
Gene: DAAM
Product: disheveled-associated activator of morphogenesis 1
Exons: 16
Coding region: 421-3855 (1144 amino acids)
Biological process (GO): actin cytoskeleton organization; positive regulation of actin filament polymerization
Molecular function (GO): small GTPase binding; actin binding
Source: RefSeq, a predicted model, not a curated record